AAAAUCGAACUUUGAAAACACACCUUAGGAUUAUAUAAAGAGAGACAACUCUCCAUUGACAAAUUCCUUGUUUCAAUAAAAAGUCACAGUACGUUAGUAUUAUCACAUUACUCGUCAAACAGCGCCAUCUUGCCUCGUAAUUGUAAUUCGUCAGUGCCUGUGAAUGGACUUGUCAUAAGUGUUUUAUAUUAUUUUGUUUCUUAUUUCCGUUAAAAUUAGUAUAUUAAAUUUCCAGUCUAUAUUACGUAUUACAAAGUCACGCCCGAGCAUGAGAAAGUAUAGAUAGUUUCGAAAUUGACAUAUCACGCAUUUUCAUGGAUUAGUCUUGCACCUAAACCAGUUUUAUUAACAAGGCUUUUUGAAGAAAAAUUUGAAUUUCCCAUUGUAUUAAUUCUAGGAUUUUGUUGUGAUUCAAAAAGUGUUUGGGAGUUUUCUAUAUUUGUGGACAAGAAGUAGCUUCAUCAACGACCCGAGCCAUAUUUCAUAUGCCAACAAUGGCUAUGCAGAAGAUGAGAAGACAAGGUCAAGACGUUAUGCAAGUAAAUUUAGCAGGUAUUAGGCGAGAUAUUGUUAAUCUUGCCCAUAAUUAUAGCAAUGCUCAGAAAGCUGUACGUAAAGCCACUAGUAAUGAUCCUUGGGGUCCAAGCAGUACACUUAUGGCAGAAAUUGCUGAUUUAACAUAUAAUGUUGUGGCUUUCACUGAGAUUAUGCAAAUGUUAUGGAAAAGAUUAAAUGAUCAUGGCAAAAAUUGGCGACAUGUAUACAAAGCCUUAGUUCUUUUAGAAUAUCUCAUCAAAACAGGCACAGAAAAAGUUGCACAACAAUGUAAAGAAAAUAUUUUUGCCAUUCAAACAUUAAAAGAUUUUCAGUAUAUGGAAGGAUCUAAAGAUCAAGGAGUUAAUGUUAGAGAAAAAGCAAAACAACUUGUGGCCUUAUUAAAAGAUGAUGAAAGAUUACGAAAUGAAAGAGCUAGAGCAUUGAAAGCAAAAGAAAGAUUUGCCCAAUCAGUUAGUGGAUUUGGUAGUGAUGGAUUAGAUACUAUAUCACCUGUAAGCAGUGAUUUUCAAGAUUGGGAACCAUGUCGCCUAGGAUCUGAAACUACUACUAGACGUACGACUGAAUUGGAAGCUGCAAGACCACAGACAGUAGGUGAGGAAGAAUUACAAUUACAAUUAGCUUUGGCAAUGUCAAGAGAAGAAGCAGAACAAGAAGAACAAAGAAGACGUAGUGAUGAUGUCAGAUUACAAUUAGCUCUUAGUCAAAGUCAACAAGAUUUUAAAGCACCUCAAACUGAGAAACAAAGUCAUAUGCUAGAUUUGCUGGAUGUAAAUUUAGAAGAAGCAUGUGGAUAUAAUGUAAAAACUGAUCCUUGGGGUAUACCAAUAACACCACCUCCACCCAGACCUCAACCACAAAAUGAUCCAUGGAGUGUUCCUACAACAAGUACUACAUCACCUGCAAUAGACCCAUGGACUCCCGUACCACAAAGAUCAACUGCUACAAUUGAUUCAUGGCGAGCACCUCCUUCAUCGCCUGUAACAGUUACAACUUCACCUAAUACAGAUCCAUGGUCACCAAUACCUUCUACUAGUACUACUGCUAUCACUACUGAAGUUGAUACAAAUAAAAAACAAGCUAGCCGAGAUGGUAUGACAUCUGCUUCUCCAUCUUUUAACAAUCCUACCUUAACACAAAAUAUUGGUUUUGCGGCACAAUCGCCACAAAAUAUAGGUUUUAAUUUGCCUACGACUUCAAAUGCUACAUUCAAUACAACUAAUAAUGACUUCAAUGGAACUGGUCCUAGUCUUAACAAUUUCCCUAUUGGAAAUCAAAACAAUUCUGUAGCCAGUCCACUAAGCGAUUUAGAUGAAUUCGAUGUAAUUACUAACAGAAAUAAGCCUGGAUCUAGUCUGCAAACUACAAAUAAUGCAACUACACUAUCACCAGAUCCAUUUGAUUUGGGAGGCAUAGCUGAAACUCUUCCCACUAGUACAGGAGCUGUUAAAAAAACACCACAAUCGUUCCUUGGGGAAAACUCUGCUCUUGUUAAUCUUGAUAAUCUUGUCAGUUCUUCUGCGAUCAAAUCCACAACGCCUACACCUGCAGCAUUUCAUUGGAAAUAAAUUCCAACAAUGUCAUAUUCGGCAAAUCCAUUUGCGACGGCAACAACGCCAUCUCGUCCUACAAUUAAUCAGAUUCGACAAGAUCCUUGGGCAGCGAAUACAACUACUACAGCGAAUCCGUUCCUUUCGUAGCUCGGUGAUAAUCGUUGAAUGUGUCAGUCGAAAAUCAAGAGCACUGUGGUUUAAAAUGUAUUCAAGAUUUUUAACGAUAACCCUGUACGGUAUAAGUUUCUCACUCAUUACGAAAUAGUUUUACUUGAAUAUAAAAAAUGAUAAAUAGAUAUAAAUGAUGUCUAAUCAAAUUAAAAUAUUUAUUAUGAACAUUUUAGUUUCCUUUCUGAUCUUAAUCAAUGACAAAGGGAAACUU
This is a messenger RNA of Apis dorsata (giant honeybee), 2490 nucleotides long. RefSeq names its product epsin-2 (gene lqf). Gene Ontology annotation, molecular function: clathrin binding; phospholipid binding. The record is from RefSeq and is a predicted model, not a curated record. Bases 486 to 2123 code for a protein of 545 amino acids. Gene Ontology annotation, biological process: endocytosis. Gene Ontology annotation, cellular component: plasma membrane; clathrin vesicle coat; endosome. The transcript has 17 exons. NCBI's taxonomy places the organism in Eukaryota, Metazoa, Arthropoda, Insecta, Hymenoptera, Apidae.